Exophiala viscosa is the source of this 1143-nucleotide messenger RNA. RefSeq lists its product as uncharacterized. NCBI's taxonomy places the organism in Eukaryota, Fungi, Ascomycota, Eurotiomycetes, Chaetothyriales, Herpotrichiellaceae. Gene Ontology annotation, biological process: regulation of cell cycle. The transcript has a single exon. Gene Ontology annotation, cellular component: nucleus. The record is from RefSeq and is a predicted model, not a curated record. The coding region runs from base 1 to 1143 and encodes 380 amino acids.
AUGCCGGCACCUGCUUCAAGGUCACUAGAUGCCACGCUGCAGACAUCGAUAAUACUGUGCGAGCGAUUCGCAUCCUCGCUUGCGCCAAACGCUUCAGUCGAGUUGCCUCCUACGAAUAGUGACUCACCGUCACCUCUCAUACUGCUGGAAGCAGCUGCCACGGCGCUAAAGUCUCAAGCGACCAAACUAUCCUUGCUGACCAUAACGGCUCCAUUCACGCCUUCUGCGGUCACGACAUGCCUCAACUCACUCAACGAAUCCAUCCUGACUUCGCUGGUUACAGCCGCCCUCCUGACGACCCCAGAGCUGUUCACUCCAUCCUAUUCCGCGGAAUGUCGCUCUCUUGCGGCGGCCUUAUUGCGGGAUAUUCAGGGUCUGCUCCGCCUGGUGGAAAAGCGCAGUUGUGACAGCAAACCUAAGGCAGAGGUGCCUGCAGGGGAGAAGAAGACGAUUACUGAAGCCACCGGACGCGUGUGGGAUGACUGUGAUAGACUCGGUUUACUGGCAAAAGAAGACGUCCCGGGCUAUGCUCUGAGAAAAUCGAAGCAAUGGCUUGACUUGAUGAAAGAUGCUGUCAAAGAACUGGAAGAAUGGGACCCUGAGGAGGACAUCGACGACGAAGACCCAUUCGGCGAGAAUCCCAGCGACGAUGAAGACAGCAAUGACCCGAACGACACGGGCGACGAUAGUGAUCGAGCCGCCAUCUCUGCUGGUGUCAAGGUGCAAGCAUUAAAAGUCUUGAAUCGCAUCCCACAGAGCAUCCAUGUUGUGGUCAAGCAAAGACUGGAGAAGCUCGACUUGACGACACCAGCAUCACCGGAGCAAAUGAAACAGUUGGACACACUACAACAACGGAACCGACUAAUUUCGGAACUCAUCGACGAAUCCGCGGAAGGCAUGUAUUUGGGAAACCUCGAAUUGUGUCUGAAAAAGGCCGGCGAGGCUCGUGCCCUCACAAUCGAAGUGGUCGAGUCGGUCAUUCAGCCUCUCUUUCCUGCCACUCCCGCGUUGACUCCCGCGUCAACGACUACAGAAACCAAAGAGGACAAAUUCAUAAAAAGAGCUCUGGAAUGGAUCAUGCAAGUCGACACUGGUCCAGCUCCUCCACGACAAACAACGGCACAAUCUUCUUCGGCAAGAUAA